GAGGUCUUGUUUUUCUUUAAUUUUCUUAGAGAGAGCCUAAUAAGCUGUUUAAUAUAGUAAUCUUAGUAUUUAGAGAGAUGGAGAGAGAGAGAAUGUGGUGGUGGUCAUCAUCGUCGACGAAACUCCGAUCAAACCUCGAGAGAUUUCUUAGAGGAAUCACUCCAAAGCCUCCUUCUUUCUCUUUAUCACAGAGCUGCAAGAAUGAUUUGAACAGUUUGUGGAUCCAUGAGGACAAAGAUGAGAUUGAAUAUUUCAGGCUUAGUGAUCUUUGGGACUGUUUUGAUGAGCCAAGCGCGUAUGGACUCGGAUCAAAGGUCGAUUUAAACAAUGGUGAAUCCGUUAUGCAGUACUAUGCCCCGUAUCUAUCCGCCAUUCAAAUUUAUACUAACAAAUCUUCAGCUAUUUCCAGGAACCAGAGUGAUGUGGUUGAUUGUGAGAGUGAAUGUUGGAGUGAUGAUAGUGAAAUUGAGAAGUUGUCAAGGUCAUUGAGCAGUGGUUCUAGCAGAAUAUGGGAUUCUGUUUCUGAUGAUUCGGGUAAUGAGAUCGAUGGUGUUUCUUCGUUGAUGCGAGAUAAGCUCGGUUCCAUUGAUUUUCAGUAUUUUGAGUCCGCUAAACCGCACUUGCGGGUUCCUCUUACCGCUAAGGUAAAUGAGUUGGCUGAGAAGUAUCCCGGACUGGUGACUCUAAGGAGUGUUGAUUUGUCUCCAGCAAGUUGGAUGGCCAUUGCUUGGUAUCCAAUUUACCACAUUCCCUCUCGGAAGAUGGAUAAAGACUUAUCGACGUGUUUCUUGAGUUAUCAUACGCUAUCUUCGGCUUUUCAAGGUAACUUGAUAGAGGGAGGGGAUGAAAUUAACGAAACCAAGGAAGAAGAAACAUUGUGUUUUGAUGAUGAACAAGUGAACAAGAGACUUCCUUUGGCUCCUUUUGGUUUAGUUAGUUACAAAUUGCAAGGAGAUUUGUGGAGUAAUCAAGAACCAUGUGACCAAGAACGUCUAGUUUAUCUCCACAGUAGCUGAUUCGUGGCUGAAACAGCUUAAUGUUCAUGAUCACCAAGACUAUAGCUUCUUCUCGAUGAACAUGAGCUUGUAGAUCCAAAACAAGAGCUAAGACUCUGUUUUUCGCUCUGUUUUUAGCUGUUUUCUUAGGUAUAUAGCAACUCGUCAUUGUAGAGGUUUUGUUUCCUUCUGUUGAACCCAUGGAAAAUAAAGAGAUUUAGGCUUG
Arabidopsis arenosa is the source of this 1221-nucleotide messenger RNA. NCBI's taxonomy places the organism in Eukaryota, Viridiplantae, Streptophyta, Magnoliopsida, Brassicales, Brassicaceae. The record is from the annotation of a GenBank genome assembly.